Hippocampus comes (tiger tail seahorse) is the source of this 756-nucleotide messenger RNA. Its product is annotated as advillin-like. Gene Ontology annotation, cellular component: cytoplasm; actin cytoskeleton. Gene Ontology annotation, molecular function: phosphatidylinositol-4,5-bisphosphate binding; actin filament binding. The transcript is spliced from 6 exons. The annotation marks the transcript as partial. The record is from RefSeq and is a predicted model, not a curated record. Gene Ontology annotation, biological process: barbed-end actin filament capping; actin polymerization or depolymerization; actin filament severing. NCBI's taxonomy places the organism in Eukaryota, Metazoa, Chordata, Actinopteri, Syngnathiformes, Syngnathidae.
AAUUUGCCUACGUGGUCAUGUGUCAUCCUCAGCGAUUGGGCAGAACUUUGUGAAAAGUCCCAAACACGCAAAUGCAUGCAAAUUGUCUUGCCAGCUGCGUUGACUGAAAGGAGGCUUUUUUGUUGUUACCAAGUUAACCAAGAUCAACUCUUUGAAGGUGAAAAUAACAAGGAAUCAAAGCGGCCCACCGCAACGGCGUGCAACAUGGAGUACACAUUUAGAGCCGUAACUCAUACCCCUGGGAUUAUCAUCUGGAGAAUUGAGAAAAUGGAGCUUGUUCAAGUCCCCGAGAAGUCCUACGGACAUUUUUAUGAGGGUGACUGCUAUGUUGUUCUCUAUACCCAAAAGGUAAAAAACUCCCUCCACUAUGACAUCCACUUCUGGAUCGGCUCACAGUCCUCUCAAGAUGAGCAAGGUGCCGCUGCAGUUUACACCGCACAAUUGGAUGAUUAUUUGGGUUCCACACCGGUCCAGCACAGAGAAGUUCAGGAGCACGAGUCCGAUGUGUUCAGGGGUUAUUUCAAGCAAGGAAUAAUCUACAAGAAAGGUGGAGUUGCGUCGGGCAUGAGGCACACUGAAAUCAACACCUACGACGUUCAGAGGCUGCUUCAUGUCAAAGGGAGGAAACGGGUAGUGGCCAAGGAGGUGGCACUGUGCUGGAAGAGUUUCAACCUCGGCGAUGUGUUUUUACUGGACAUCGGAAAAACCAUCAUCCAGUGGAAUGGACCGAAGAGCAACAAGCAGGAAAGACUGAAA